GCGACAAGCUUGUGAGGGCGAUUGUGCGCCGCACCGUCACUACUGCGAAGCUGCCCGUGGCGGACGUCGUCUCCUGGACGAAGGUGCCGCGGAACAAGUACUACAUCGGCUCCCAGGACAGGGUCAAGCGUGACGAGGCCAUCGUGACUGGCAGCAGCAUGGUUGAUGUUGAGACUCUCCGCGACACGGGGGUCCAGUUCAUCCCGGAGCACAUUCUGGAGGACAUCUUGGGCGGCAGCAGCUCUUGCGCAACGCAGAGCGUGGAGGAGUGGAAACUGCUCAGCAAACGACAGCGGCAGCGGCGCAGGGAAGGCUCAUACUGGGGCAACGUCCUCAAGCACAGCAUCUUGCAGCUGCGCCGCCAGUGGUUGAAGAGGCGAUGGGAGGACCACAAGCAUUUCAUGGCACUUAUGGAGGAGUAUUCUGAGGUGGUGGCAAGGGAGCAAGCGUUGCUUGGCAGUGUCAAGGCCCAGCGCCAAGCGAACUCCGACGCACAAAAAACCCGGAGGACCGCUGAUCGCAGCAGCGAUCGCACUGAAGAGCGCAAGGUUGAAGUGUGCCUGAUUGAUGCCUUGAGAUCCCUCGGUGUCCCGCUUCAGUACACAGACAAUGGCCCCUUCUGGGCGCUUCGUGACGGCAAUCGCAUGUUGUUGCCGCACAAGCCGCUCGGGAUGCAGAUUUUGCCAAUGGCUAGCGUGGAGGACAUUGAUGUGGGCAAGUACGUUCUGCAUUGGAACAACCACUUUACAAGCUUGCAGGUGUGGGGCGACGGCUCUUACAUGUGGAGGCCAACGCUCCGGCGGCAUGUCGGGAAGGUCGGACGAUGGAACCCCACGAUUCUUCGCCAAGGGACUAGGGUGUUCAAGCUUGCAUGCGGCGCUGCAGAUGGCAGCUACGCUGCGAUGGGAAAUGCUGGAGUGGCCCCGCCGCCCAAGGCGCUCGAUGUGCAAGGCGGCGCAGACCUUUCAAGCUGGACAUCCAUCUCACGCGUAGACCCUGUAGAGCGGCUACAGAUCUGCCACGCGAGGGCCCGAACGCUUGAGCGGAAGCGAGCGGCCCCUGUCAGCGUGAAGAUCCACGAGGUGCCAGAUGAAGAGGAUUUGGUAAGCAAAGGCUUUUCCAGGGAGCAAGCAGCUCGCUACAGAGCGGCCUUGACAGAAGCAAUUGCAAGGCGAAGGUUCAUGCAGCUGUGGAGCGUUUCGAUGCCACCCAUGAUCUGGCAAACGUUUGGCAGCGACCAGGAGCCUGCU
Molecule: messenger RNA, 1250 nt
Organism: Effrenium voratum
Lineage: Eukaryota; Dinophyceae; Suessiales; Symbiodiniaceae
Source: the annotation of a GenBank genome assembly